This is a messenger RNA of Anastrepha obliqua, 411 nucleotides long. Its product is annotated as tigger transposable element-derived protein 6-like. Lineage: Eukaryota; Metazoa; Arthropoda; Insecta; Diptera; Tephritidae. Bases 1 to 411 code for a protein of 136 amino acids. Gene Ontology annotation, molecular function: nucleic acid binding. The record is from RefSeq and is a predicted model, not a curated record. The transcript has a single exon.
AUGACUAAGGCUAAUCGCAAAGUGUUAUUGCUAGUUGAUAACUGCAUUGCGCACAAAAACCCUACAUCACUGAAAUCUAUUAAAUUACAAUUUCUGCCGCCAAAUGCUACAUCGAAACUACAACCUCUAGAUCCGGAAAUAAUUAAAAAAAGUAAUAUCAACGUUCUACAAGGGACUAAAAUGGCCCAUAAAGCAUUAGAAAACGUAAAACAACCAACGAUUGUCAACUGCUUUGUGAUAUGUGGCUUUGUCGAUAGUCCAAAUGUUUUGACCACAAAUGACUGUGUUCAAGACAGCAAAGAAUGGUUUGUCGUUAAAAACCAUUUCAAUUUGGAUGAACGUUUUGAUGAUUUUGUUACUUUCGAUGAUAACGUCAGUACCACGGGUCUUAUUACUGUAAUCAUCAGUUGA